Bradysia coprophila is the source of this 1142-nucleotide messenger RNA. RefSeq names its product hydroxyacylglutathione hydrolase tenzing norgay (gene tzn). NCBI's taxonomy places the organism in Eukaryota, Metazoa, Arthropoda, Insecta, Diptera, Sciaridae. The record is from RefSeq and is a predicted model, not a curated record. Gene Ontology annotation, molecular function: hydroxyacylglutathione hydrolase activity.
AAACAAAAGAAGAACGGUUUUGCUUUGUCGUUGUUGAUAACUCUAAUCUUGAUUCAUAAAUUUUCUUUAAUUUUCGUAACGAUUCGCUCAAUGAAUCGCAACAUUUAAUUUUGAUGUUUAAGUUAUUUUCGUUGCUACCAAACCGAGUAACUCAAGGGUUAACUGCAGCAUACUUUAAGUUCCAAACUUGGCGAACUAUUGGAUUUAACGGGUACCACUCUGAAUCAACGUGUACAAAACGGUUAGCAAUGGAUGUUAAUAUUUUGCCAGCCUUACAGGACAACUACAUGUACUUGAUAGUUGACAAGGAAACGAAUUCCGCGGCGAUUGUCGAUCCGGUAGAUCCUGAUCGUGUCUUAGAAGCUGUUAAAGCGCACAAUGUCAAUCUAACAGCAGUACUGACAACCCAUCAUCAUUGGGAUCAUGCCGGUGGCAAUGAAGACCUUGUCAAGAAAUUUUCCUCCACAUUGAAGGUUUAUGGUGGUGAUGAUAGAAUCGGAGCUUUGACCAAUAAAAUUGGACAGGAUGAUAUCAUUAACAUAGGAUCGCUAAAAAUUCGUUGCCUGUUUACUCCAUGUCAUACAACUGGCCACAUUUGUUAUUUCGUCGAGGCUCCAUCUGGCGAAAAGUCUGUGUUUACAGGAGAUACUCUAUUUUUGGGCGGUUGUGGUAGAUUUUUCGAAGGUACUGCCCAGCAAAUGUACACUGCCUUGAUUGAAAAACUGUCGUUACUACCGGAUGAAACUGACGUAUAUUGCGGUCAUGAAUACACUUUACAAAAUUUAGCUUUUGCAAAACAUGUUGAACCGAACAACGAAGAUAUUGCAAAAAAGAUCCAAUGGUCGCGAGAGCAACGGUCGAAAAAUCUGCCAACAGUUCCUUCAACAAUUGCCGAGGAGAAGAAAAUCAAUCCAUUCAUGAGAGUUAAUGAAUCAGAUGUACAGUCGCAUGCAGGACUUUCUGAGGGAGUUGCAACAAUGGCAUAUAUUCGUAAGGAGAAGGACACAUUUAAGGCGAACUUGUAGUUGCGUUGGUCGGCCUUUCAUCCUUUACAUAUCUUUUGCUUAUGAACUUUCGGUGAUGUGUCGUACAUUUCAAUAUGUUAAAUGGUUUGUGAUCAAAAUGUAAUAAAUAGGACCAAC